AUUUUUUAAACAUUUAUAAUCUUAAGCAACCUUAAACAUGGACUAUAAGUUUAAUUAUGUUCAUUUGAUAUGUGCUUUAUCAGCAGUAAUUAUCAUGCUUAUGUACAUAUAUCCCAUUAUAUUCUACAUAUUCCUAUUCGUACUGUAUUCAUUCAUCUUAGUCGUUUGUGUGCUUUUUGUUCAACAAAAUAGAAACAAGUUAUCAACAGCGAAGCCCAUUCAGGCUUCGACCAUCUUGUACAAUGCUACACGCUCUCGUAUGUUUGAUGUUCCAAAGAGAACGAAAGCUAAUUUGCCGGUUAUUUUUGGACGUACGAUUGACAACCUUAUACAGCAGAUACUUAGCAAUGCACUUGAUGAGUUUGUCAACAGUUGGUUGAGCAAAGUCGUUCACGACGAAAAGGAAUUAGUUGAAAUAUUCCGAGAAGACUUAUGGAUUGCGGGACAAAAGCUUGUCGACCGACUGCGAAAAAUCGAUGCACCAAAAAUUCUUGCAGUUGAUUUUGUCACGAAAGUCACGCUACAUUUGGAGAAAACAAGAAUGAUAAAGGAAAAUAGUGAGACGACCUUUAAAAUGUCUACGUAUUUAGUUACGGACGAGAAGGAAAUGGAAUUUUUGAAGAAAAUUAGCGAGAUUGUCGUUAUUUUACUCCUUCCGCGUGGAUACUCAAUAGCACCAUUAAAGAAUCUUUUGUGUGAAAUUAUUGCAUUUAAAGGAUUUUAUUCAACAAUUAAAAUCAUCACCAACCCUGAUUAUAUCAAUCAAAGAGUUGUCGAAGGUAUUCAAACAAAAUUAGCAUCAAUAGCUAUGAGCAGAAGAAGCUACGAAUAUGCUAGUAGCUUUCAAGAUUUCCUCAAGAUCAUCAACAACUCAACAAGUAUUGAAGAAUUGCUUCAAAUGCGAUCGUCAGUCAUCAACGACCUUAUGCAAGCCACAACAACACAAAAUCUUCAAAGAGCUAAAGGAAUUGACCUUGAAUCGGGAUCAACAUCAAGUCUUAAACGCUCAGACAUCAAUGCAGCUUUGAAAUUAAAGAAGUAUAUUAAACAAUUGUCUUAUGCUAAGUCACAGUGCGAGAAAACUUUGGGUAAACUCGGAUGGGUCGGAAAUUGUUCGAAUGAUUUGAAUCUAUCACUUCAAGAUGUUUUGUCGACGAUAUUGGGUCGAAAGUACUUUACAAAAUUCCUAGACUCACUUAGUGCAGGGAAUUUAGUAGGUUUCUAUACAUCCGUUGAGGAACUAAAGAUAGCAUCACGUGGAAACAUUCAUCAAGUAGGUGCUGAAAUUUUCUAUGCUUACAUUCGUCCAAAUUUUGAAAUUAAGUUAGACAAAAUGGAUCAAAAGAAAUUGGAAGGAUUCCUACGUGGUGAUGACACUGAUCAUGAAGUAUUUUUUGACAUCCAAAAGAAUGUGUUCAAGCUCCUCCAAGACAAAUAUUAUCAGUCAUUUAUCAUGAGUGAAGAAUACAAGAAAAUGAAAAAUUCUAUAGCAACAGAAGAUGUGUCGAGUAUAUCCAACAAUUCAAUUAUAAAAACAAAUUUUGACACCAAUCCCAAUGAGGAAACUCAAGAGGAAUAUGACACAGAAAUGGAUCUGACAAACCACUCAACAUAUGCCAAAAAUAAAUUAGAACAGAUGCACGAGCGUCUUAAAACAAAGAAAAGUGCUUUGGAAGCUUUAAAGUCAGCUGUCAAGCCUGACUCACAAGUCUUAGCUAUUUUAGAGAAAGAUAUUGAAAAUUUAAAAAAUGAAAAACGACAACUUGAGAGUCAUCUCCUCCGUACAGAAACGUGGAGUGCUAAUAUUGGUAAAUGGCGCGCAACAGUCGAGAGUGUCGAAAUCCCUGAAGAUAAAGACACACCGGAAUUUUUAAUUGUCGUACAAACAGAUGAAAUUGUUGAAGCCAAAGAAGAAGAUAAUUAUGAGAAUGAUGAGAAUAUAUCAACAGGUUGGGUUGUGCUUAGAACUUUAGAUGAUUUUCAUGAGCUGCAUAAACAAAUGCGACCGCUUUGCACUGAAUUGAAGAGCUUAGAUUUACCAUCAAAUAAUACAUUCAUAUUGUUUUUUGGUAAAAAUGACAAGGGAUCAUUGGAGAAAGCCAAAUCACAAAUACAGAGAUACCUUAAUUUUGUAAUGGAUAAUUCAAAACUAGUUGAAUCAGAAUUUCUCUUUGCCUUCUUAAGUCCAUCAUGCGAUAAACUGAAAACAAUUCAUCCAUCACCCAAAAAAGCUCGCUUCUUCUCACUAGCCACACUUUUUAAAAGUAGUUCAAGUAGUACAUCUAGUACUGAUCAAUUGUGGGGUACACGUGAUAAUAAUGAUGAGGACGAGGACUUGUUGCUUGUAUCAGAUGCAAAUGAAAAUGGAAUAGAGCCAGUAAAAGAUAAUAAUAAAGCUACACAUUUUGAGGAUUUAAAAGAUUCAAUUGCCGAGCCAAUUUAUCAUUUAUUAAGUGAAAUUUUUGAUCUUACUGGUCCAUUUAAAUUUCUUAGAAAAUCAUUGAUUUCAUUUGUACAAUUAACUUACGGUGGAACUAUAAAUCGGCAACUACGGGACUUAAUCUCAAGCUAUUUUGAUGAAGCAAGCUUGCAUCAAUAUGCGUCGACAUGCUUAAAGACUUUUUGGCCUUCGGAUGAUGAAGUGAUAAAAAAUAUUCCUGAGAGAACUGAUGAUAUGAAAGAGAUGACAGCACAUGCUGCUCGUUCAUUAAUUAUUGAUAAUAUUCCGGAUAUUUUAUGUUCAUUGGUUGGACAGCAGAAUGCUAAAAAUGGAUCGCUGAAAAUAUUUGAUGUCUUGCAGAGUGAAAAAUACAAUAAGCAGUUGAUUUAUGAUUUACUUGAGGUUUUAUUGGUUGAAAUAUUUCCAGAAAUUAAAAGUAUUCCAAGUCCAAAGUAAUUGUUUUUAAGAAUCAAAAUCAUUUUUUAAAUUUAGUGAAACAAUUGCUGCUUCAGCUGACACCAAAUCUAGUCUCACAAAGAUUCAAACUAUGUAUCUCAUUCAUGGAAGGUUCAGAGUUGUUUAAAACACCAAGUCCCAGCAACCUCGUUGAGUAUAAACCCGCAUCUAACAUAGCUGAAGCAAUAAUUGAGCUACUAAAAUUAUUGACUAAUUUUAAGACAUAUCUAGUCAUACUUUACAACACAUUAUACAUAAAUUAUUUUAUGGCAAACAUAAUUUUAUGAAUGUAACAACACAGAGCAUGCAUUUGGUAUAUUAUUACAUAUACAUAUACAAUUAUUGGUGUGCAAAAAGAUUUAAUAAUAAAGAGAUGAUAAUUAAUUGAAAG
Messenger RNA from Chironomus riparius, 3287 nucleotides. The record is from the annotation of a GenBank genome assembly. Lineage: Eukaryota; Metazoa; Arthropoda; Insecta; Diptera; Chironomidae.